CCCGGGAGGUAACGCCUCUGCCUGAGGGCUCCGCAUUCCUCCAGCCCGCCCCACCUUUGCUGUGGAAUAAGUGGGAACCCCUAAACUAGACAGUUCUCAGCCCUCCCGCAGACUUUCACCAAAAACUCCAGGACUAAAGGAGGCACAGGGUUACGCUGAAAAUCGGCUUGGGCCUCCCUGUAGCUUCUUUUCGUGAACCACCGGCCGAGCGCAAUCGAGGUUUUUGAAACAUGAAUCCUUCUCUCUUCCUGACUGCCCUUUGCUUGGGAAUAGCCUCAGCUGCUCCAAAACUUGAUCAAAAUUUAGAUGCACACUGGUACCAGUGGAAGGCAACACACAGGAGACUGUAUGGCAUGAAUGAAGAAGGAUGGAGGAGAGCAGUGUGGGAGAAGAAUAUGAAAAUGAUUGACCUACACAAUCAGGAAUACAGCCAAGGGAAACAUGGCUUCACCAUGGCAAUGAAUGCCUUUGGUGACAUGACCAAUGAAGAAUUUAAGCAGGUGAUGAAUGGCUUUCAAAACCAGAAGCACAAGAAGGGGAAAGUGUUCGAUGAACCUGUCUUUCUUGAAGUCCCCAAAUCUGUGGAUUGGACUAAGAAAGGCUAUGUAACUCCUGUGAAGAAUCAGGGUCAGUGUGGUUCUUGUUGGGCUUUUAGUGCUACUGGCGCCCUUGAAGGACAGAUGUUCCGGAAAACUGGCAAACUUGUCUCACUGAGUGAGCAGAACCUGGUGGACUGCUCUCGACCUCAAGGCAAUGAUGGCUGCAGUGGUGGCUUAAUGGAUAAUGCCUUCCAGUAUGUUAAGGACAACGGAGGCCUGGACUCAGAGGAAUCCUAUCCAUAUCUUGGAAGGGAAACAAACAGCUGUAACUAUAAGCCUGAGUGUUCUGCCGUCAAUGACACUGGCUUCGUGGACAUCCCUCAGCGGGAGAAGGCCCUUAUGAAGGCAGUGUCAACUGUGGGGCCCAUCUCUGUUGCUAUUGAUGCAGGCCAUACAUCCUUCCAGUUCUAUAAAUCAGGUAUUUAUUAUGAUUCAGACUGCAGCAGCAAAGACCUGGAUCAUGGUGUUUUGGUGGUUGGCUAUGGCUUUGAAGGAACAGAUUCAAAUAACAAUAAAUUUUGGAUUGUCAAGAACAGUUGGGGUCCAGAAUGGGGCUGGAAUGGCUACAUAAAAAUGGCCAAAGACGAGAACAACCAUUGUGGAAUUGCCACAGCAGCCAGCUAUCCCAUUGUGUGAGCUGAUGGAUGGUGAUAAUAGAGGACUUGAGGGCAGCAUACCUGGAGGAAUUUUAUCUUAAAACUGACCAAACCCUUAUUGUAUAAGAUAAGAUACUUGAACCAUUGAGGAUCCAAGUUGUGAUUCGAAUUCUGUGAUAUUUUUAUAACGGUUAGAUGUUACCACUACUUUAAUUACUGUUAUAAAUACCUUUAUAAUGUGGAAGACUCAUUGCUUAACUCUAAGACUUUUGAAUUUUCACUUUUUAAAAGGAUACAUAAAACUUUACCCUUUACAAUAAAUUUUAAUUCAAUAUGUAAAGG
Molecule: messenger RNA, 1537 nt
Organism: Kogia breviceps (pygmy sperm whale)
Lineage: Eukaryota; Metazoa; Chordata; Mammalia; Artiodactyla; Physeteridae
Source: RefSeq, a predicted model, not a curated record